UAUAUUGCUGAGAGACUUGUUUAUUCUCGUCAAUCACAUUUCAUUGCAAUGUUGACCCUGUGCUAACUUGCAUAUGACAAAUAAACAAAACUGAAACUGAAACUGAUUUUCUAUAAAGAGUAAAAAUAUACACAUUUUGUGGACCUGCGGCUUCUAAUUGGUUCUUUCCAUGUCGCUCAAAAACUUAAGCUUUUUUAUUGGUUCUCGUCAAUCUUGGGGGGUUUCUUGCACCUUAUAUAUUCCUGUAGCCCGUGUCAUCCAUUGCGAGGUCGCUGAAUUCCGUCCUGGAUGGUCUUUAUUCGUACGUGAAGUAAGCGCCCGUCAGGUGUAUCAAUACACAUCAACAUGACUAACCCAAAAGUCUUUUUUGACAUCACUGUGGACGGCAGAAAUAUCGGCAGGUUUGUCUUGCUGCUGAGAGCUGAUGUUGUCCCAAAGACAGCCGAGAAUUUCAGGGCUUUGUGCACGGGAGAGAAGGGGUUUGGAUACAAGGGAUCCACCUUCCACCAUGUCAUUCCUAACUACAUGUGUCAGGGCGGUGACUUCACAAACCAUAAUGGAACUGGGGGCAAGUAAAGCUAUGGCCACAAGUUUGAUGACGAGAACUUCCAGUUGAAGCACGAAGGCCCUGGCAUACUCUCCAUGGCUAAUGCGGGCCAGAACACGAAUGGCUCUCGGUUCUUCAUCUGCACUGAAAAAACUGAGUGGUUGGACGGCAAGCAUGUGGUGUUUGGGAAUGUUGUGGAAGGAUUCCAUAUCGUGAGGAAAAUGAAGUCCUACGGCAGGUCCAGUGGAAAAUGCACUGCCAAGAUCGUGAUUGCAGAUUGUGGGCAGCUCUGAACCAUCGCUCUGCAUCUUUGUCCAGAGUACACUCCCAAACAAUAUCACUCCCUAAACCUCAUAACCCCUGCUUUGAUCUGUUUCUUGUCUGAUCAUGCUGUAUUUGCUUUCCGUUUGCGUAUUUUUUGUCUUAUUGGAUGACGUUUAAAUAUUUUGAAAUAAAGUGGGAAUUACUUCCUUAAA
Messenger RNA from Paramormyrops kingsleyae, 1023 nucleotides. RefSeq names its product peptidylprolyl isomerase Ab (cyclophilin A) (gene ppiab). Gene Ontology annotation, molecular function: cyclosporin A binding; peptidyl-prolyl cis-trans isomerase activity. Gene Ontology annotation, cellular component: cytoplasm. Gene Ontology annotation, biological process: protein folding; protein peptidyl-prolyl isomerization. The record is from RefSeq and is a predicted model, not a curated record. Lineage: Eukaryota; Metazoa; Chordata; Actinopteri; Osteoglossiformes; Mormyridae.